Messenger RNA from Lotus japonicus, 680 nucleotides. RefSeq lists its product as uncharacterized. The transcript has a single exon. The record is from RefSeq and is a predicted model, not a curated record. Bases 117 to 515 code for a protein of 132 amino acids. Lineage: Eukaryota; Viridiplantae; Streptophyta; Magnoliopsida; Fabales; Fabaceae.
GUGAGAUGGCAAAGGGUUUUUAGGAGGUUUUGUUAGAUUGUUGUUCACAACACAUCAAGGGUUUCUUUCUUUCUUUCUUUCAACACCGGCGGCCACCGUAUUCAAACUCGUAACCAAUGUCUACGCCGCCGCAGCAACCCGUUGAGGACAAACCCGACCACCCUUCUCCGGCGGAGCCUACGGCAGCGGCGGAAACAGAGAACGAUGAGGAGGAAGAAGAAGGCGAGUGCGGGUUCUGCCUGUUCAUGAAAGGCGGUGGUUGCAAGGAUUCCUUCAUCGAUUGGGAGAAUUGCGUGCAAGAAGCCGAGAAGAACAACGAGGACCUCGUCGAAAAGUGUGCUCAGGUCACGGCGAGGCUGAAGCAGUGUAUGGAUGCCCAUGCCGAUUACUACGAACCCAUUCUCAGAGCCGAGAAGGUUGCUGAAGAACAAGCCCUCGCCGAAUUGGAGAAUGAGAAGCAGAACACCGAGACCCCAAAAGAGGACCAAGAGAAAGAGAAAGAGAAAGUGAAGUGAGAUCCAAUUCAAUUUUUCUGAUUCUGUUUCAUGUUAUACUUGUAUUAUUAUUCAAGAAUUGUUGUCAGUGUAUGAGAGAGUCUCAAUUUUUUGUCACAAUAAUAAUUGGAAUUAUUAUGGAUAUGGAUAGUUUGUUUAUUUGAUUGUAUUCACAGCUUUAUGAUA